AUGACGAUGGUCAUUGACAACCAAGGUCGACACUACGGCGGCUUAAGUUACGAUCACAUGUAUUCCAACAUGCAUCCGUCACCACAGUUCAGUGAUCCGUGGUCUCAUCAGACGGGCACUACCUCGGGUUCGUCAUUUCCAGCGCUGUCCAAGACGGACAGCUCGAGAUCUGGAAUCUCGAUGCCAUACUCGCACAUGCCUCCAGUCACUGGCUCAAUGGCUCAAGGUAGCGCCUACUCUGGCACUGUAUUCUCGAGCACGGAUAUGCUAAGUUAUCCUCAAGACAUUCCACGCUCGACAUAUGCAGAGCAGUCAUACUCGUCGCCGGCGACAUCAUCUUCGUACGCCCCGUCGUACUCUUCCCUCAGUUACGCUCAGUCUCUGCACCAACAACAGCAACAGCAACAGCACAGAAAACUCUCAGAUACGGUCGAUAACUCGCGCGCCGCCAAUGCCAGUUUUGGCGAACUCGAUGCCUCCCGAGGCAUGUUGGCUCUCAGCCACCAAACCAUGCAGGAUUUGACGCCUAGGAACAUUUACGAAGUUCGGACCCAAAGGGCUUCGACUGAUUCUUACGGGUUUCCACAAGCCGCCUCAUCUCAUUCAUCAAUCUCGAAUGAGUCUGGCCGUGGCUAUCCAUAUUAUGCGCCAAGUUCAGUUGGCUCUGUCAGCGACUCUGCAACGGAUUACAGCUCGGCAGCCUCAGACGCGGGGUAUGAGUCCAUGGCCGCUUCCCGCACACUCCCUCGUCCAGCGCAACUAUUGGGGGCACCUUUGGGACCUCCUGCCCCCCAGUCGAUGAUGAGCCAAUUCUCAUCCAAAAUGUCUGCCAACACGCAGAAGAAGCACAAGUGCAAAAUCUGCGACAAGCGCUUCACGCGACCCAGCUCAUUGCAGACACACAUGUAUAGCCACACUGGAGAGAAGCCCUUUGCAUGUGACGUCGAAGGAUGUGGACGCCAUUUCUCUGUCGUCUCCAACCUGCGCCGACACAAGAAGGUACACAAAGGCGAUUCUCAAUCCACUACUAGUCAUUCAGAUGUCGAAGAGUGA
Cladophialophora yegresii CBS 114405 is the source of this 1053-nucleotide messenger RNA. RefSeq lists its product as uncharacterized. Gene Ontology annotation, biological process: regulation of transcription by RNA polymerase II. The transcript is spliced from 2 exons. The record is from RefSeq and is a predicted model, not a curated record. NCBI's taxonomy places the organism in Eukaryota, Fungi, Ascomycota, Eurotiomycetes, Chaetothyriales, Herpotrichiellaceae. The coding region runs from base 1 to 1053 and encodes 350 amino acids. Gene Ontology annotation, cellular component: nucleus. Gene Ontology annotation, molecular function: DNA-binding transcription factor activity, RNA polymerase II-specific; RNA polymerase II cis-regulatory region sequence-specific DNA binding.